Larimichthys crocea (large yellow croaker) is the source of this 3918-nucleotide messenger RNA. RefSeq names its product RecQ helicase-like (gene recql). Gene Ontology annotation, biological process: double-strand break repair via homologous recombination. Gene Ontology annotation, molecular function: 3'-5' DNA helicase activity; nucleic acid binding; four-way junction helicase activity. The record is from RefSeq and is a predicted model, not a curated record. NCBI's taxonomy places the organism in Eukaryota, Metazoa, Chordata, Actinopteri, Sciaenidae. The transcript is spliced from 16 exons. Bases 224 to 2176 code for a protein of 650 amino acids. Gene Ontology annotation, cellular component: cytoplasm; chromosome.
GACAGGAGCCAGUUUUUUGAACCGUCUCGUUCACGAUCGACACAUCACUACAGGCGCUACCCUGGCCUUGCAACAAUGUGUGUUUGUGCCGGUCUGCUAUAGCAACCGUCAAGUGGAUUCAGCAACACGGAGGAAGGGUCCUGGGCGAAGCUGCUGAAUGGGAAUCCUCCUGUCACACAUCAUCUCUGCGGUCUGAACAUCAUCUCUGAGUGAAGCAGUCAAUAUGGAUGAUGCUGGCAGGACCAGUGACGUUCAGGCGGAGCUGGACUCGGUGGAGACAGAGCUGGAGUUGGUGGAGCUGCAGAUCGCAGAUCUCCUGCAGAAGCAGGCCGACCUGACCACACGUAAGAACGCCCUGCUGCAGCAGCUGGAGGAGGCCUGUGACGCUGCACAGCCGGCGUCCUCUUCAUCCUCCUCAUCCUCGUUUUCCUCUAAGUCAUCUGGAGCUGGUCCAGUAAUGAGCAGGCAGGAGCUACAGCGCUAUGACAACACCGAUUUUCCAUGGUCCAAAGAACUGGAACAGCACCUGAAGGACUCAUUCCAUCUCUCCAAGUUCCGACCGCUGCAGCUGAGGGCCAUCAACCUGACCAUGUCAGGCCGGGAUCUGUUCCUGGUGAUGCCCACAGGAAGAGGGAAAAGCCUUUGCUACCAGCUGCCUGCAGUCUGCUCCAAGGGUUUUACAUUGGUCGUCACUCCUCUGGUGUCCCUGAUGGAGGACCAGAUCAUGUACCUAAAGUCCAUCAACGUGUCAGCAGCCAUGCUUAAUGCAUCCAGUAGCAAGGAGCAUGCCAAGACUGUCAUGGCUGGAAUGACAGAUACCAAAGCUCCUUUCAAGCUGGUGUACGUGACUCCAGAGAAGAUCGCCAAGAGCAAGCUGCUCAUGUCUCGCCUGGAGAAAGCCUACAAUGCAGACCUGCUGAGUCGUAUCGCUGUGGAUGAGGUGCACUGCUGCAGCCAAUGGGGACAUGACUUCAGACCAGAUUAUAAACUGCUGGGCAUCCUGAAAAGGCAGUUCCCUAAAGUCCCGCUGCUCGGGCUCACAGCCACGGCAACCAGCAGCGUCCUCAAGGACUGCGAGAAGAUCCUGUGUGUGAAACAGCCAAUCACACUCACCGCUUCCUUCAACCGCACCAACCUCUACUACGAGGUUCGUAUUAAAGGUUCUGACGAUGCAUCAAAAAAUGACAUUGCCUCUCUGAUCAAGAACAGAUACAAGGACCAGUCAGGCAUCGUGUAUGUGUUCUCUCAGAAGGAUGCUGAGUCACUGUCGUCUGAACUCCAGCAGAGAGACAUCCUGGCCUAUCCCUACCAUGCCAACAUGGACCCUGACGACAAAUCUCGUGUUCACCGAAAAUGGACCUCCAAUAAAAUUCAGGUGGUGGUAGCCACAGUGGCGUUCGGGAUGGGCAUCGACAAACCUGACGUCCGGUUUGUCAUCCAUCACACCAUCAGCAAGUCCAUCGAGAACUACUACCAAGAGAGUGGACGUGCAGGUCGAGAUGACAGUCAAGCAGACUGCAUCGUCUACUUUGGCUUCUCUGAUAUCUUCAGGAUCAGCACCAUGGUGGUGAUGGAGAACGUUGGUCAGCAGAAGCUGAAGCAGAUGGUGGAUUACUGCCAGAACAUUGACAGGUGUCGGCGCUCUCUCAUGGCUGUUCACUUUGAUGAAGUGUGGGAUGAUGAAGGAUGCCACCAGAUGUGUGAUACUUGCCGUCAUGUAAAAGACUUCACCACGGUGGAUAUCACCGGGCAUGCCAGGCAGGUGGUGCAGAUCGUGGAGCUGGCAUCAUCCAUGGAUGAGAAACUAACCCCUCUGAAGCUGGUGGAGGCGUGGAUAGGGAAAGGCCCAGCCAAGCGCAGGAAGAUGAUCCAGACCACCACGCUGUCUCGGCUGCAGGCUGAAGCAGUGGUUGUGCGGCUGCUGCUGCAGGAAUAUCUCAGAGAGGAUUUCAGCUUCACUCCGUACACCACCUACUUCUACGUGAAGCUGGGCCGCAAAGCUCCUCUGCUCAAGAGCCAGACGCACACAGUCAGUAUGAAGAUGGAGACAACGGGGACUGGAUCUGCUGUGGUAAAAGCUGUGAGUGGCCAGGGCAAAGCCAAAGAGGGAAAGAGAUCAGUUCAAAGUGCUGGAGACGCCCCUGUGUCCAAGAAAGUCAAGACACAGCUCCCCUAACCCCCCACCCUGUCCAGAGGACAAGCUGACAAAGACUCAUCCACAGUUCAAGCCAAUGAAGAGAUCGAUGUGACCUUUGACCCCGUUGUCUUCGAUGACAGCUGUCCCCCACAAGCCAAACAGAAACUAUGCAAAGAACAGAGGAACCUGUCCAGAAAACAAGACCUGAAACCAGUCAGCCAGACAGAAAGGUGGACAGAGAGAGCAAAGAACCAGCUGACAGAUGAAGAGGAGAGUUCCAUCACUCCUCAGUAUGCCAUCGAGGUUGAUGUUGAAAUUAAGAUAGAUAACAUUGAUGGUCAGAAAACACCGUCACAUCCAGUUAAACCUUGUUCCAAACGCAAAUCCACCACCCCUCAGAGAGUGAGGAGGAAACCCCGUGCUGACAGAGCAGCAGCAGCUGUUCCCUCCCCAUCCCCAGGGGGCGACAAUGUGCCCAGCUCGCCUUCACAGGCCUCCAUGAUUUCUGAAACUGCCAUAGAGGAGCUGUGUAACCUGAGGAACUACUACAGCAAGCAGCUGAGAAGAAUAAACUAUGUUUCCCAUGAAUACCUGGGGAGGCCAGCAGAGUCUGGUGUGCUAGCGUGCAUCAGGGAGCCCCUGAGGAGCCUCCGUCUGCCCCGGAGGGCGACCAUCGCCCAGACAGCCCGCAGCCUGUGGACACGUGUCAGCGGCCGGAGGAAGCUGCUUCACCGGUGACGUCACAGAUGUUCAGUGACCUGCAGUGACGUCACAGAUGUUCAGUGACCUGCAGUGACGUCACAGAGGUUCAGCCAGCUGCAGCGACGUCACAGAGGUUCAGCCAGCUGCAGGUGGAUGAUGACCUGCUGUCACAGUGAGAGGAGCAGCUAUGUGAAGGAUUUUAAAAUGUGACUUUGGAGCCAUCUGGUGGCUGUUGACCUCUGUUACACAACACAUCUGACAUGAAUAGACUAAAAGCAACACGUGAUGACACAAACUAAAACAUACAAACACUGUAUGCUCUGAGAAUAAUUAGAAAGAUGUGAGAUAGAAAAUCAUCACUUGCUGUUUUAAUAAUGAAAUGAAAGUCUGAAAAUGAUCUGUCAAUCACACUGUUUGUCAAUUAUUAGAACUAUUGCUAUUUGUCAUGUUAAAUGAGCCAAACAUCGACCACCAGUGCACUGCUAACAUCAGCUAAUCAGGCUAGUUAGCUAGCAUCAGAGCACUUCAUGAUUAAGAUCACUUCAUCAUCCCUUCAUCAUCAUCACUUCAUCUUAAUCUGUCCUGUAAGUUCCCGUUCAGUUUGUGUCCUGCUUGACCGUACAGAGUAUUCUAAUACUUCCUCUCUCCUUCUUUUUCCUCACACAAAGUUUUGUGAUGUUGGUGCUGAAGCUGCAGAGAGCUGAAUUGAAUGUGAUGUGAAAAUAGAAGUGCAUAUUAACUGUUCACAGUUCACUUUCUUACUGUGACAGCUGGAGGGAUCAUUGCUGGAGACAGCGUGGCUUUGUGUGUUGUAUAUUGUUUAAAGAUUUGGCACAUGCUGCUGUGUUUAAUCUGUUAGUCUGUGAGAAUAAUUCUCGAGGUUGAAUAUGGAUUUCUUCAGUUACAUCAACAUAUUUCAUCAGGGAAAAAAGUGUAAAUUAAGUUUUUUAACUUGAGCCUUGCUGGUGAGUCAGCAAGAUGGUGUUUUCACUGACAACAGCACUAAUGUUCAUCAAAAUACUGUAUUAUCUGUUUUUCUAUUCGCUCUAACCUCAAUAAAAUGAAUGUUUUUGUUAUAU